This is a messenger RNA of Protopterus annectens (West African lungfish), 8549 nucleotides long. Its product is annotated as gastrula zinc finger protein XlCGF57.1-like. Gene Ontology annotation, biological process: regulation of DNA-templated transcription. The transcript is spliced from 3 exons. Bases 542 to 2092 code for a protein of 516 amino acids. The record is from RefSeq and is a predicted model, not a curated record. NCBI's taxonomy places the organism in Eukaryota, Metazoa, Chordata, Ceratodontiformes, Protopteridae. Gene Ontology annotation, molecular function: DNA-binding transcription factor activity, RNA polymerase II-specific; RNA polymerase II cis-regulatory region sequence-specific DNA binding.
AAAAAAUACAAAGGGGAAAUAGAGCUCUGUGGAGGGAUCUGGAAAUUAGUGUUAUUUUAUUUUUUUUGUUACAGAUUUAAAUGAACAGAUUUUGCUCUGUAACAACACAGUUUUGAAAUUUGUGAGGCAAUUUUGCUCGAGAUGCAAGAAACAGCAGACUAUGGAGCUGGAGGGAACAACUGUUGAGUCCAGGAAGUCUCUUUUUGUAAACUCUGUUCAGCUAAUGGUGAUGUUGUGUCUUUGAGCUGGCUUGACCUGGUCAAUAUAUCUGUUGAAAUCGAAAGAAAAAUCACAGCAUUCCAAACCAUACAACCAGCUUUCAAACUGAAUGCGAUUCAUCAGUAGCAACCCGGUUCCUACCAGCAGAACUUGACCAAACUAAAGGCUUUGCAUUUGCAAAAAAUUCUCAGUUCGGCACAUGUUAAUUGGGAAUCAGUUCAUGAAAAAAAAAAUUGAAAAUUCCAGGUAGAAGAGCUCCUGAUCACACAAUCCUACCCAAAAUUGUUUGUGUUUUAGUCUACUGCUGCGUUAAGCAUUUACAAUGAAGGUUAAACACUCUGUAACCGCUCAGAGGAAGUAUAACGCUUUUAAAUGCUCAGAAUGUGGGAUGAUUUUUACAUGGAAUCAUCAGCUUGCAUUACAUCGGAAGAUUCACCACAAAAAGGCACAGUCUUUUAAAUGUUCUGACUGUGGAGAAGGGUUUGGAAACAAGCAUAAGCUUGUAUUACAUCAGCGGAUUCAUACCAAUGAAAUAUUUUUUACGUGUAGUGAUUGUGGGAAAAGCAUUUCAAGGCAGGAAAAUAUCUCAAGCCUUUUAAUGGCUCAUAAAGGAAGCAAUCCAUUUAAAUGUGCUGAGUGUAAUGCAAUUCCUGAAAAAAAGGAAACUCCUCCUCCACAGAAUCAGAAAAAACGUUCAUUGGGGAGGCCAUUCAAAUGUCCUGACUGUGGAAAGAAUUUCAGAAGGAAAGACAGACUUUUCAUCCACCAAAGAAUUCACACAGGGGAGAAACCUUUUCUGUGUUUGGAGUGUGGGAAACGUUUUGGAAGAAAGGAUAAGCUUUCUCGCCAUCAGAUGCUUCACACAGGGGAAAAACCUUUUGCAUGCCAGUGUGGUAAAAGAUUUGGAAGGAAGGAUAAACUGUCAGCUCAUCAGAAAAUACAUACACGACACUUGCCAUACAAGUGCACUGACUGCACAAACUGUUUUUUCUCUAAAGCUGAACUUUUGAAGCACAAACGUCUUCAUUCUGGAGCAAAUGCAUAUAAAUGUCCUGACUGUGGUAGAAUUUUCAAAGCUCUGGCUUAUCUUAGUAGACAUCAGAUGAGUCAUACAAAGCAAUUAGGUGGUCCUAAACAAAAGAAGGCUUUUACACGACCAUAUCAUCAGGGCAGCCAUGCAGGAAUGAGUCAAAUGUUUGAGAAAUCUUUUCGAUCUUCUGCAAGUGGUGAAAACUUUAUGUUACAGGAUCAACUGUCAUAUCAGAGUACCCUGGCAGAAAACAGUCACACAUUUGGAAACCCUUUCAUGCCUUCUGUGAAUGGAGAAAGUUUCUUGGGUGAAGGUCAGCUGUCCUGUCAUCCUAGUAUGUACACGGAAAAUGGUCACACAUUUGAGAACCCUUUUAUAUUUCUUGAAACUGGUGCAAUGUUUUUGCAGCCAGAUCAGUUUCCCUUCCAGCCAGGCACUCCGAUAAUAGAAAGCAAACAUACAUUUGAGAAGCCUUAUAAAUGCAGUGACUGUGGAGAAAGUUUUGUGUUAGAAGAACAUCUAUUCUGUCAUCAGAGUAUUCACAGACUGAAAAAAGCUUUUAAGUGCAUUGAAUGUGAAGAAAGUUUUAUAACACAAGAUGAACUCCUCCAUCACCAAAAAGUACACGUACAAGACAUGUCAUUUAAAUGCACAGUGUGCGGAAACUGUUUUGUCACUCAAUUAGACCUCAUCAGCCAUCAAAAGAUUCAUUCUGAAGUAAAGUCAUAUAAAUGUUCCAUGUGUGGAAAGAGUUUUAAAUCAAAGCAUUGUCUUAAAAAACAUUAUAUCCUUCAUAAGAGGAGAAAUAAUUCAGAUGUGAUGAGCUUAUGUCACAUUUUAUAAGGAAGCAUAACUUAUUUUCUUGACAUGAACUUCAUUGAGGGGAUUGUGUAUGUGUGUGUGUGUGUAUUAACUGCAGGACGUUUGCAUGAAAUAGACAUCAUUUAAGUUCUAAGAUGAUGCAUAUAGUAAGACUGCUCUUUAAAUAUAUCAUGAUUGAAGGAAUUCAAAGUGGAUCACUCAACAUAAAAUGUAAGUUAGGCUAACAUCUACACUCCAUGUACUGGAGUAUCCUUCAUCAAGACCUCUUGUGUUAAGCUUGCGGAUUAUUUGAAGUUAGAGUUUCAUAACUUUCCGUACUUUCAUGCAGCUGACAUUUCUGAAUUACAAAAAUCAAGUAUGUAAUGCACAGUUACUCUGUUCUUCAAAAGACCCAUAUUUGUUGUCAUUUAGGUAGAAAAAUUCUCCUGAGAACGGUCUGUUUUGAAGAAGCUUUUAGGAAAUGUGUAAUGUUCAAAUACUGUGCUAGUACCUAUAUAACUAAAGUUGCAAUUAUGCCAGUGGAAGAGUUUCUAUAAAGAAAGGUACCAUCUUUGCACCUAAAAUGUGAUACACAAAAAUGUGAUACACAAGAAAAUUCAAAGAAUACAGGAACAUUUUGCCAUUAAAUUAUUAAAAUACUGAGCCAGAAAAAUCUAAUGCACUGGUUCCGAGAUUCUGAAAUAUAGUUUAAUUUUGAGAAUGCCAGGUUGACAAAGAAAUUGAGUUUUUCAGUUCAAUUCAGCCUAUCAAGCAUUUUAAGGAAAAUCUGAUCUUGUCUGCCAUUAAGAGCUUUUCAAAGGUGAAAUUUAAAUGUGCUCAGUGUCAACAUAGAUUCUUACGGCAGGAUUGCCUUGCAAGCCAUUGGAUGUCCUCCUGUCAUUGUAGAAGCCUUAUUAUUUUUAUUAGUUUGUUUCAGGGUGGGGAGUCUCCAUAACAUUUCUCUUUGCCUGCAGCAGGCUGAAAAGAAACUUACCCAUGGCUGUAGAUUUAAAUGCACAUUUGUUUAAUGGAGAUGCCAUCUAGAUGUGUCACACCAGUGCAUGCCACACAGAGACCCUUUUCCUGAUGGUUUUAUUUUUCAUUCAUAAUCAUUUCCUGCAUGAUUACUCAGUAAGUCCCUGGUUAGCAUGGUGAUUGUGAAUGCUAGAAAAUGUACUUGUUACAGUGUUCUGAAAAAGAUAGUAAGUGGCUGAGGCAACAGGUAUUAGUAGUGUAGAUAGAUUUAUAGGAUUACUGUGUCUCCAUCUUCACACAAUCCUCUAAAUUUGAAAUGUAUUUCAAUAGUUCAUACAGCAAUGUUAUUAAAUUAAGGCCAAACCUUGCACAUUGAGUGCUUCUUUCAAGGAUGAGAGACCUUUGUGUAACCCACAAUGCAAACCAUUAGUGGGACAUUUAAUCCCAUGAAAUAAUUAAGAUGGAUUCAACAUUAAACAGAAACACACUGUAUGAAAAGGGCCGUUAGAGCAUUCCACAAAAGCCAAGAAAUCAUCACAUUUUUUCAAUCUAGUUUCCGAGUCAUCAUUUUGCUGCAGUGAAACCUUUUCCUGAAUGGGACAUCCCAUCUUUAUAAUGGAUCCAUUUCUUACCUCUUAUGUCUUCUCUAUGAGGCAACAGAUGUAGUGGGUACAGUUUUUGUCAUCUGUUCCAUUGAUAGAAAAGCAAUUAGUCUUUUUAUAUCAAAUUACGUUUGAUCAAACAUUGUGUUACUAGCUUUCCUGUGUUCAUGUCCGAAGUUGCCCUUUCCCACUGUUGUGCAUUCUCUGAUAUAGUAUAUUUAAGUAUUAGGGGAUGUGCAAAAAUGAUCAGCCAUUGGAUUGGUCGAUAUUUUUUGGCAAUCAUUUUCUGAUAUUUUGAACUUUGUUAUUAGUCAGUAUUUUUGAAAUAGUGUACCAUGGAGUUUGACUGUCUCUUCUUUGGUCAAGUUUCAGGUUUGGCACAUGGAUUAUACAUAUAUAGUCUUUAGUCUUCUUUUUGGAUAUGUCUGUUGCUUUGACCUCUGACUGCACCAGGAUAGGCUGCAGUACCCUUUAAGUCUGUUUAAAGGUAAGUGGGUAUGAAUUACUUUGUAUUAGUCCACAUGUAUGUAGUGUAGUGCUUUGUGUUACAGGAUCUGUGAUGUUGGCUGUUCGUAAACAAUGGGCAGCACGGCCAGUGUCAUUUGUAGUAAUUUCUUCUCAGGACAAUUACUUUGUGACUACUUUCUACUUUAAGAAUUUGAGAUGUUAGCAUUUUUUCCUAAAUUUUGACUUUUGCCCAUGACAGAAAAAUCUGUAAAAAUAUAUACAUCUGCAAAAGCACACAUUGUAAGGAACAAAUUGUAGGUAUUUAUAUUAUGGUCUUACUGUAAAGUGUAUGUUAAUUAAUAGUGAUUGUUUUAAAACAGCAUUGCAUUGAAAUUUGGAUGUUUACUUUUUAUUGCAAAUUAAAUGUAGCUGGCAAAAGCAUGAUAUGUCUUGGUAAGAGUUUGCAUAAAAAGAAAAAGGCUUUUACCACUUGUGAUUAUGGAGCCAAGAUGAGUAUGUUUGGCAGCUGUAAUUUUAAUUCAUUGAUCCUAAUGAAAACUUUUUUUAAAUUAAGAUUUUUGUGCCAUUGAGUCAUCAGUGAUUAGGUAGUUUAAGCAUCAGUGUUUAUGGUAAACAAGCAAAAUCAGAGUAUACCAUGCCUUAUAUCUUUUUAAAGAAGCAAAAUGGGUAAUAUAUUCACCGGUCUUAGCUUGUACUUUUUUCAUUAACAAUAUAGUAAAACAAUUAUUGAACAUAAAAUUAGCAUUUUUCAAGACUAAUUACCCCCGCUUACCAUUUUUUCAUCUUUGCUGGUCCUGCAUACUACAUAGAGUCACACCUUACAUAAAACGAAGUGGGAGGCAUUCAGGGCAGAUGAAAUUAGAAAGAAUUAGAAAAGAACAAAAAUGGAGUGCAUGCAGUACACUAUAAAGAAAUACCAAGAUCUUUAAGAAAUAAUAUUUAUUGUACUGUAUAUUUAUGUAUGUACCCUGGGUUCACUUUCAUCGUGAAGCAUAUUCCAUGGAGCCACACUUGAUUAAUAUAUUGUAUCAAAUACAUUCUUAAACAUAGCUGGACCCCCUGAAAGGCUUAUUGUGGUAAGUGAUAAGAAAUUAUAGUGAUGCUAUACUCCCUGUAUGAAAUUAUUAUUACUCUGUGGUCACUGCACCUCAGAGAAGGGACAAACAGUGAUUUGUCAUGUAAUCAGAGCUAGCCCUUAACCUGGGGUAGGAUAAAGGAUCAGAUUAGUGGGAUAUGCGGGAGUAGUUUUCCUGUUCUGUAAUUACUUAUUUAAUAUUUUAGUACUGUAAAAGUUUUUUAAUUUGAAAUUUGUGGUGAUAUUUUGUCCAGUUUUAUGGAAAUUAUUUCAGAUAAAUAUAUUACAUCAGCAGCAAGAAGAAACGCAGCCAGUAAAAUCCAUAUUUUUGGUGGAUUGAAAAGGCUUAAUUUUUAUUUAUAAAGAGCACUAGGAUGACUGUAUGUUGGAAUUAGCUGGUUUAUAAAUAGAUCAAUAGUAGUCGGUUCCAUGUGUAAAUAGAGGGAUAAAGCCCUAUCUAUAAGUCAGGUGGCAGGUGUUCAGUUAUCAACUCAAACAGACACUGGUGUUGGGAAAGAGAGGAAUGGAAAGGACUGAAGUGGCUCAGCCUUCCCUCUAGAGUGGGUGGGGGCCUGUGUUUUGGGUCACACUGUCUAUAACAGAAUCCCCAUUGUAGACUAGGAAUCACACACAUAUACAUACACAUUUAAACAUGUCACGUGGAGGCUUGGACAUGCAUAAUAAAAUCCCAUUGCACUCCUACCCCCAGAAGCUGAUGACCGCAUGCCGUGGGGAAGGCAGGACUUCAUGUCUGAAUGUAAGAGAAACUUCUGGCUCAACUAGAGCAUUGUGGCAAAUCAGCAUAAUUCAUAUGUAAAAAUUUAAAGACAGCAAAAUUUAUAUUCUAUGAAAUUUAUUUAACUCUAUUAAAAAAUGAGAAGUUUUUUUUUUUUUUAAAUCUGUAAAGAUCACAGUAAGUCAUGUACUACAGGCCUUAGGAGUCUGUUAAUCCAAAUAUAUAUAUAUCCUAUACAACAGUGAGACAUAAGUGAAACAGCAACUGUGCUAAAACCUAAAUCAUGCUUCUGUCCUCACUGUGCAUAUUUUGAAAAUAAAUCCCAUCCAGUGACUUGCCUUAUGGUGGUGGAUACCUUUUACAGCCUUGCGUUGUUCUGCAAGUUUAACCCUUUCCUUUGUGUUUUCAUGAUCAUUGUCUUAAUUUGCUUCCUUGAGUGGACCAAUGAAGUAGCACAGUAUAUUUUUUUCUUUGUCAGUAAUAAUCAUUUAAUCAUUUUGGUAAAUUAACAAGUGUAAUCUGUCAGCUAUACAUUAGGGUGUGCAUGCGCUGUCAAACCAGUAAGCCUUUAAUCUUAAUCAAAAUUGAAUUUCCUUACAUUCUAAAAUCAUGUCUAUAUCUCCGUUUAUCCCACCAAGUGGUAACUUUUCUAAAUAAAAAAAUUAAAACCUUUUCCUACAUAAAACGUAGUGCAUUUUGUAUGUUUACCACAUAUAUUAUAUUCUUACUGUUGUACAUGUAAUCUUCUUCUGCAGGUUUUCCCUUUGCCUUCCAGAAUUGUAAGAAUUUUUUGCCACGUUGUUUUUACAUACCAUACAAAAUCCACAGGCUACGUGUACUGUUCUUCUUAUAGCAGCUGUUAGUUAUUUAUUCCUUGUUUCAAAAAUAUUAACAUUCAUCCUAUUUCCAUUUUUAAACAACUUUAUUAAGUAAUCAUUUAAGACCUAAAUGGACAGACACUGACAGGAAAAGAAAACAAACCAUAUUAAUAUUUUUCCAUUUACAUACGUUGUAUAUCACAUAACUUUUUUCUUUCUUUUUUUUAACUUUCAUUAGUUCAGCAUUACAUAAGUCACUGAAUGCCUGCCUUCCCUUAAUCCUCACUCCUUCUACUGAGUAUUAUACUGCAUGUAUUGUUUCCGCAACUUCCAUUUAUUGAUGCAUAGUAUUUACCUGCCAUUUUUAUAAGCUCCUGCUUCCAUUUCUUUUAUAUGUUUGUACAGUUGGCUAAGACUUUGAUUUCCAUUUUCUAGUAAUGGCUUUUUUGGCAGCCAGGAGAAUUUAAAUAUAAUAAGGCCGUAGUGUGUUUAGGCAAUUCAGAUCCUGUGCCCCUCAAAAGAAUAAUAUCCUUAGUUAAAGUAAUUUGCUCACCCAAUAUUUUUGACAAAAUACCCCAUAGGAAUUUUUUUUAAAAUACUCCCAAAACAUGUGUUCCCAGUUACCUCUUUGUUCCCCAUCACACCUCAACAUUUGCAAUCUACAUGAGGAAAAAUCUUUGAAGUAUGGUUUAUAAAAAUGUCUAUGCAAACAUUUCCAAGCAAAGAUCCUAAACCUUCUGGACUUUGUUGCAUACUUGGGAGCUAUACAUAUGUCUUCCCAUUGUUCCUGUGUAAAAUGUUUUUUCAUUCUGUCUUCCAAAUCUUUUGCAACUUCCUGUAUUUGAUUCUUAUAGUCAUCCUGCAGUAUUUUAUAUGUUGUACUAAUUAUCCUUUUUUAACAGCAGCUUCUGUUCUGGAUUCAACUAAAAACUUUACCAGAGCAGGUCUUUUACUUAGGAUUUCCAUGUCCCUUUCUCUCUGCCCAAACUCUGAUGUCAAAUCCCUGUUAGAGAAGACAGUCUCUAGCCUGCUGUGCAAACAUUUUCUUGGCCUCAUCCCACUCUAUUACCUUCCCUUCACUAGUUAUUUGUUCCCAAUAUAUUGGUUCCUUUGCCAGUUUUCUUCAGUAAAUUCCAGCCUCCUCUUCUCUAUUUUUUCUACCCCCUACUUACAUUUAUUCAUAUUGGUGAAAUCUUUCUCCAUUCUUGUGUUGGCUUUGUUCUUAGAAUACUUUCUGCUACUUCAGGAGUGUAAUAUUCUGUAUGUUUGCUAUUAUUCUCCUUAAGGAUCUGCAUCCAAAAUCUGACUUUCUUUAUUUCUUGAACUUCCACCCUGUCUCACCAUCAGCCCUUUCCAUUUCCAAGUAUAGCCUUCUGCUUGUGUUAUUUAUAAGAGCCUUAACUAUGUAGCUUUAAAACAUCCCUUCAAAUCAGAUAAUCCUAAAUCUCCAUGUUGUACUGAAAAAGAUCAACCUAUCCCACUUAACGCUUGCUCUCUUCCCCUCCCAGAUAAUUUCCUUCAACUCUCUUUAUUCAUUAUUAUCCACAAUUCUUCAUCUGGUUGAUAAAAAUAUGCCUGACCCAUAUAUAAAACUAAAGGGGCUAAAAAACAUUUUACUGCUUGAAUCAUUCUGUCCACAUCCAUAAACAAGAGCUUCCAGUUUAUCAGUUUUUGUAUCCGCUUUUGUUUUUGUCUUUUCCCAUGCAUCCUUUGCUGUAGUAACAGAAGUAUUUUUAAUCCUUACUCCAAAAUAUGUCAUCUUAUCAUGUCCCCAUAAAUAUGGGUAUUGCUGAACCAAUUUGUGUGUAGGUACAUCAUUUACAAC